Molecule: messenger RNA, 1692 nt
Organism: Drosophila serrata
Lineage: Eukaryota; Metazoa; Arthropoda; Insecta; Diptera; Drosophilidae
Gene: Hibch
Product: 3-hydroxyisobutyryl-CoA hydrolase
Biological process (GO): L-valine catabolic process
Cellular component (GO): mitochondrion
Molecular function (GO): 3-hydroxyisobutyryl-CoA hydrolase activity
Source: RefSeq, a predicted model, not a curated record
AGGCCGCCGCUCGCGCUGCUAUUGCUAUUGCGCAACAGGUGAGAACAAAACACAAAGACCAGCAGACAGACAGCCGCUCAACAUGCAAAGCCCAAUUCAAAGGUUGGUCUACACACUCGGUCAUCGCACCUACAGCCAGUUGCCGCUGAUCGGCGGAGCAGCAAUAUCAACAAAGAACCCCCCCGUCAUGGCCUUCUCCGCGCGCCUCUCCUCCUCCUCCGUGCUGGCCACGGAGUCUUCUAACAAGGGAAUGAUCAUCCUAAACCGCCCCAAGGCUCUGAAUGCCAUCAAUCUGGAGAUGGUGCGCAAGAUCUACAAGCAUCUGAAAAAGUGCGAGAAGUCCAAGUCGCUGUUGAUAAUCAAGGGCACGGGCGAGAAGGCCUUCUGCGCCGGCGGUGAUGUGCGCGCCCUCGUCGAGGCGGGCCCCACCGACGAGUCUAAGAGUUUCUUUCGGGAGGAGUACAGCACCAACGCCCUGAUCGGCAACUACAAGAUUCCCUACAUUGCUAUCAUCGACGGCAUCACCAUGGGCGGCGGCGUCGGCCUGAGUGUGCAUGGAAAGUAUCGUGUGGCCACAGACAGAACGCUGUUCGCCAUGCCGGAGACGGCUAUCGGCUUGUUCCCAGACGUGGGCGGUUCAUACUUCCUGCCGCGUCUGCAGGGAAAGCUAGGCCUAUAUUUGGGACUUACAGGAUACCGUCUGCGUGGUGGGGAUGUCUUUUUCUCGGGAAUUGCCACGCACUACUGCGAGAGCAGCAAGAUCCCAGAUCUGGAGACGGCACUGCUCAACUGCCCCGAUGCGGAUGACGUGCCCGAGUUGUUGCAGAAGUACCAUUCCACGCCGGAGAAGCCGUUCUCGCUGCAGCCGGUGCUGGAGCAGAUCAACAAGAACUUUUCGGCGGACUCCGUCGAGGGCAUAUUUGAGAAUCUGAAGAACGACGGAAGCGAGUGGGCAAACAAGACGAUUGAGACGCUCUGCAAAUCGUCACCCACCUCGCUGAAGGUCACGUUCCGCCAGCUGGAGCUCGGCUCGCAGCUGUCGCUGGCCCAGUGCCUGAUUAUGGAGUAUCGGCUAGCGGUGCGCCAUUUGGAGCGCAGCGACUUCAAGGAAGGAGUCCGCGCCCUGCUGAUCGACAAGGACCAGAAGCCCAAGUGGCAGCCCACCCACCUGGCCGAGGUCACUGAGGAUCAGGUGCAAUGGUUCUUCCGAAAGCUGCCGGACACCGAGGAGCUAAAACUGUAAUGUAGCAGUGCCGAGUUUUGUUUUGUUUGGUUCGAUAGCCUGCCUUUUUCGUUCUUGCUCCGUUAUGACGCUCAUUUUCUAUAUACACAUAACCCUACACCUAUGUAUAUAAAAAUCUUCGCAAGCUUGAGUUCUUUUUUGCAUGGUUCCUUGCCUGCCGUGUUGCAAUAUUCGUUAUCCGUUAUCCGUAUAGUGGCCACAGACACGCACUGUCGCUAAAUAUCUGCAAUCUCUUCUCUGUUUCAUUCCAACAGCGAGUAAUUCCAGAGGAAACGCCCGUGUUUAUCAAUAACGAUUGUGAAAAUCAAUGCAUUUAUAUAUGAUAUACGUAUAUCCCUAUAUAUUAUAUAUUAUAUACAAUUCGUAGUCCUAAUUCAAUCACUAAUUGUGCCUAAAGAAUCGUAAGAAGUCGAUAUUUAACAAGAAUAAACUGAAGUGUAUAUGUUUAA